This is a messenger RNA of Prinia subflava (tawny-flanked prinia), 2666 nucleotides long. RefSeq names its product TBC1 domain family member 24-like. The transcript has 7 exons. Gene Ontology annotation, cellular component: nucleus. NCBI's taxonomy places the organism in Eukaryota, Metazoa, Chordata, Aves, Passeriformes, Cisticolidae. Gene Ontology annotation, biological process: response to oxidative stress. The coding region runs from base 48 to 1907 and encodes 619 amino acids. The record is from RefSeq and is a predicted model, not a curated record.
UGAGUGCCGGGCCAGAGGGCAGCCGGCAGGGGUGGCCGAGCUGGGACAUGCUGCAGGUGGGGCUCAGCCUGCCCCGCUCCCCCGGGGCCGCGGCCGCGGGCGCGGGCGAGGACUCGGGCACCGGGCGAGAGGUGCUCGGCUCGUCCCCAGUGACCAUCGUGGUCACGUCCGAGGCUGACACGUGGGACAUCGACACCUCCUCCUGCCUGGGCUGUGGGCAGUUCGUGGACUGGGACAAGAUGCCGGAGCUGCAGCAGCCGGCGCAGAUCCCGCGGGACGUGCUGGGCAGGCCCCCGAAGGAGCUGAAGAGGCUGGCCAGGGAAGGCUGCUGGGCCGGGAGCCACGCGGGCCGGGCCCGGCUCUACCCCCGGCUCAUCCAGCAGGUCUCCUGCCGCCUCGUCACCCCCGACGCGCCGGUGUACAGGGACGUGGCCGCCCGGCUCUUUGGGAAGCCCGGCGAGAGCUCCCACCCCCUACCCGAGUUCCUGGAGGGCUGCCCGGUGCCCACCUACUGCCUCAACCCGCAUGGGGUCGCAGCCCUGAAGAAGAUCCUCAUCUGUGUGGGCGCCCUGUUCCCCGACAUCACCCACAGCCCCCUGCUGCCGGCCCUGGCCGCGCUGCUGCUGCACUACAGCCAGGACGAGGCCCAGUGCUUUGAGAGCGUCUCGCGCCUCCUGGCCAGCAACGCUCCCCACGCCGGCUACAUCGACCAGUCCUUCCUGGCCCACCAGGCCUCCUGCAUGACCUUUGGGGACCUGGCCAACAAGCACUGCCCGGCGGCUCACAGGCUGAUCGCCGGCACCGCCGACAACGUCCUCGAGGUCUACUCGGAGUGGCUGUGGUGGCUCUUCCCCGGGCUGCCCUUCGCCUACGCCGUGCGCGUGCUGGACGUGUUCCUGCUGGAGGGCCAGAAGGUGCUGUACCGCAUCGCCCUGGCACUGCUCAAGCAGUUCAGGCUCUCGGUGGCCCCGGCCGGGCUGCAGGGCGCCGACAUCAAGGCAGAGCUGCGGGCUUUCGUGGGGAACAUCGCCGAGCACGUGACUGUGGACAAACUCCUGGAGAGAGCCUUUGGCAUCCGGCUCUUCUCCCGCAAGGAAAUCUGGCUUCUGCAGAUGGCCAACAGGAAGGCCUUGGUGGAGAGGGGCAUCACCGUGGUGCAGAGAAGGCCGUCCUUCCACCUGGCUGUGGACAUGCAGAACUUCAGCUCUAGCACUGUCACGGCGCAGGAGAUGCGCCUCAUCUGGUCCUGGAUCCCCGAGCGCUUCUCGCUCUUCCCCCCCCUGCUGCUCUUCUCCACCUCCGAGGACGGCUGCAGCCUGCAGAGGUUCUACACGUGCUGUGAAGGCUACGAACCCACAGUGCUGCUGAUCAAAACCACCGAGGGCGAGGUGUGUGGGGCGUUUCUCUCCUCUGACUGGAGCGAAAGGAAGAAGAGCGGAGCCACAUCGGGCUUUUUUGGGACAGGGGAGUGCUUUGUGUUCACCGUGCGCCCCGAGGCAGAGAGGUACGAGUGGGUGUUCAUCAAGAAGCCGGAGCUGGCCAAGGCCGUGCCGCGCUCCCGGCAGCGCUCGCCUUCCCCCGCUCCCGAGUCCGCGCUGGGCUCGUCCCGGGACAGCCGCAGCCCCAGCCCCAACCACCUGGCCGUGCCCUCGCCGCAGAGGAGAGGCCGCCUGUCCCCGUUCCUGGCCGUCAGGCACUUCCUGCUGCCCUCCAAAACUGCCUCCAUGUUCAUGUCCGGCUCCCGGGACGGGAUCGUGAUCGGCGGAGGCGGAGGCCAAGCCCUGUCCCUGGACGCCAGCCUGCUCUGGGGACACACGGAGCACUGCGAGACCUUCGACAACCCCCCGCUCUGCCAGGAGAACUUCCAGGUGCAGCUCUUGGAAGUGUGGGGCUUUCAAAGCGCGUAGUUCCCGUGGGGACACCUCUCGUGUGCCACCCACGGGCACGGGGACCCCUCCCCGCGCUGGCCACCCCCGGCCGGGCUGUGGCCACCUGUGCGGCGGCUCCGCUCUCCACCGUCCCCCGCGGUCAGAUCGGCUCGGAUCGGAUCAGAUCGGCCCUCGCAGGGCUGUGCAGAGGCCAAGGCAGUGCCAGCACCGAGACUGCGGGCGCUGCCCUUGGGGACAUUCGAGGUGCCCUCCCGCAGUUAGACCCGGCCCAGUCUGGCCCAGUCUGUCCCAGUCUGUUCCAGUUUGGGGUGCUGGAGGGGAGGGCAGCCAGUCUGGAGUUUCUCACACCUCCCUGGCCUGGCUGCAGCGUGGGGCUCGGCAAACCAGUGACAGCACGGGCAGAUUUGGUGGGAAUUCUGAGCUCAGGCAAAGCACAACACCGAGCUCCAGAGUUCAGCAGAAACACUCUCAGAUCUGCUUCCCCCUGGCCCUGAGGCCAGCACAGCCCUUCAAGCCAUCCACGGAGUUCUGCAGCCUCCGCGGAUAUCCAGGAGUGCCUGAGACCUCCCAGCACCAGGACAGACUCCUCUUGUCCCUGGCUGGAAGUGCUGGCAGUGCUGGCAAAGCCCUGCCUGCAGUUCGUGGGCUGCCUAAGCUCUGCCAAGCUUUUGCCAUGCUGAAAGGGACCCUGAAAAAGAUCCUUUCUUUUUGCCCCUUAUUCCAUUGCUGAAUAAAGAUCAAAACUCUUGGAGAAUUAAAAAAAAAAUCCAGCACAAA